Molecule: messenger RNA, 837 nt
Organism: Rhizophagus irregularis DAOM 181602=DAOM 197198
Lineage: Eukaryota; Fungi; Glomeromycota; Glomeromycetes; Glomerales; Glomeraceae
Biological process (GO): lipid metabolic process
Source: RefSeq, a predicted model, not a curated record
AUGGUUAGUGAGGCAUCUCCUAUUCGUCGAAAUAAUAAUACACAAACUCCGGUAACCGAUGAUGAUAUUCGAGAAUUUAAACUAUGGGUAAAAUUCGCUAGUGCUGCUUAUUGUAAUGUAACAGAUUGGAAUUGUGGUAAAGCAUGUUUAGGAGAAACUGCUGGUACACGACUUAUUAAGUUCUUUUCAAAUACGGUUCCAAGGGAUAAUAACGGUUAUGUAGCAAUAAAUGAUAAAGAAAAAUCGAUAAUAGUUGGUUAUAGAGGUACAGCUGAUGUUAAAAGUUUUGUAUCUGAUACAGAAUUUUUUCAAACUCCAUUCGUUAAUUCUAAAUUUAAGGAUGCAAAAGUACAUUCCGGAUUUUUCGCUACUUAUAAUGAUACGAGAGAAGAAAUUACUAAAUUACUUAAAGAUUUAAUUAAAAAAAAUCCUGAUUAUAAAGUUAUUUCAACUGGACAUUCAUUAGGUGGUUCAUUAGCAGUAUUUCAAACAUUAGAUUUAAUUGAUACUCCUGAAUUAAAUCCUUCUAACCUUAUAACUUAUACUUAUGGUGAACCACGUACUGGUAAUCAGGAUUUUGCUAAAUUUGUUCAAAGUACCGGUUUUAAAUUUUUUAGAAUUGUAAAUAGAAAUGAUAUUAUACCUCAUUUACCCCCUCAAUCAUUUAAAUAUAAUCAAUAUGGCCCUGAAUUUUGGGUUGACCCGGAAAAGAAUAUUGUAGAAUGUUCUACAGCCGAAGAUGAAACUUGUAGUAAUUCUCAAGUACCAAAUUUAUCAAUAAUUUCACAUGCAAAUUAUUUUGAUACUGCGUUUUUAUUAACUUGUUUAGCUAAAUAA